This is a messenger RNA of Neurospora tetrasperma FGSC 2508, 306 nucleotides long. RefSeq lists its product as uncharacterized. Lineage: Eukaryota; Fungi; Ascomycota; Sordariomycetes; Sordariales; Sordariaceae. The transcript has a single exon. Bases 1 to 306 code for a protein of 101 amino acids. The record is from RefSeq and is a predicted model, not a curated record.
AUGCUGCAAGAUGAAGGCGCCGAGCCUGGUGGCAAGUCAGGUCAGAACUCAAUCCCCGCCCCAGGCGUGGAAUUGGCUGCCGCUCACACCAACUACCACCAAAUACCACCUCAAUCUAAAUGUCAACAACGUCUCCCGCCAUCCGCAUAUCAGGAGCAGUCCAGUCUUGGGCCUUCGUCCGCUCUCCAAAGGCCCCCCUCCUUGGACUGGACUCUGCGGUCUGGAGUGUCUGUCUUGCCGGAUAUGGCUGGAGCACGUCCUCUCAUCUGGGCCAAUGAUAUAUCCCCUAUUCUUCCCAAUCUUUGA